AUGCUGAUGAAGAACAGGACCAUGACUCGCCGACAAAUUAUGUUUCGUUAUCUGGAACUUCCAGCUAUAAGAAGGUUUCCAUCAGGUAAAUAAGAUGACCAACUGUGAGCUAGUCUGUUUUCUUAUGCUGAUGUUGAUUUACAAAGUGUGAGGACUUGCACCAUGGACUUGGCGACUGGAUGAGUGGGUUUUGAUUUUCAAUGCAUGAGAUCAACUUUGCAGAAUGGUUUAGGCUUCUCUUCUGAAGACGAGGUUGAAGUACCAGAUUUUCAUAAGAGCAAUGUUGAUUGCAAUGUUGGAAGUGACUCAAUUAGCUCAAAACCUGAUGGUUCUUCUUUUGUUCCAGAUGAAUGGAUGUCUGACGUAAAGAAAAGAAGUACGUCCAGCAAUAGUGAGCAUAAUGUAUCUGCGGUUCUUGAUCGUUAUACUAAAGGAAAUGAAAACCAAGUUGAGCCGUGCACAUCUUCUGCAGUUUACGGAGAGAAUAGAAGACUGGAACAAAUGAGUAAAAAUGCCGGAUGGCUCAUGGGCGAUCCUUUAUUUUUAGAAGACAAGAAUCUCGUAACUGCUACAGGUGGCAUGUGUACUGCCAAGAGAAGAUUAUCCCGAUCACAGGAGCGUAAACAGGGAGCGUUUUCAUCUGUUUGGAAAGACAAGAAUCCCAAUCCAGUCUGUGAUGAUGAGCUGCUUGAUGAUGUUGAAGCCUGUGAUGAUCUGCCCAUAGAUUAUACAAGUUUAUUACAGCCUGAAAAAUGUGAUGGUAAGACUUCAAAAUCAAGUCUGGCAUUGCAAUUGGAAGCAGUUGUACAACAGGAUCACCACAGACAUUCCAUGGCUGAACGUUUUGACAACCUUCGGGGAAGAAAUACAAAUCUGCUCUUCAAGUCAAAAAAGGAGAGUAGAAGAAAAGGUUUGGUACGACGUAAUGUCAUGAAUAAUAUGUCAGCGUCAGCAAAAGACGUAACAAGUGAUGAAGACCCUUGUGAGGAUUUGCACAGUGAAUCGUCUACAGACAAUGAGGACAAUGGUCAAAGUACAGAACUUGCUGUUGUAGAAUCUGAAUGGAAAACAAUGGCCGACAAAUUCCAGGAAGCAUUUGAAUGUGCUUCAAUGGAUGCUCUGAGACCUUUUGUAAUACCAAAACAAUCCCGUUCUGGACUCUUUGGAAGAUUGCAGCAUAUAAUGUUAGAGCAAAAGGAACAAGAUGCUGAAUUCUCAAAGAAGGUGCAAACCGAAGUUUGGCCUAAAGAUGAAGCUAAAUGCAUUGAUGUGAAGAUAUUAUCAAGAUCCUUUGAAGCGAAGCUGAGUGUUUGUUGUUGCUCUCUAGUUGAAAACGAGGAGAACUCACUUCAGAAUCCCCAACAAGAAAGAUUUGGAAAGAUGUGGACUGUGAUUUUCAGCUCUCGGGUUUGUGGUGAUGUUGAUUUGGAUGUAGGGAAUCUAAUUCGUAUCCAUCCGCCAUGCUUCGUGGUGGGAGGGAAGAAGGGAAGAACAAGUAGGGAACAAAAUGGUUCUCUCUCUCGGUUCAGCUUUUCUCUCCAAAUUUCCUCAUCCAAACACAUUAAUGUCCCGACGCCUAUCCGACCUCAGUUAUUAGGGUGGUUGUUACCUUGGAGGAGUUUCUGAAGGAGAGAUGUACAGGUGCUACCGGGUGGAGAAGUCAUACUUCUAACAACAUACUAUUCUCAAAUUUGUACUUGACUGACGAAUUUGUAUCUGAAAUAUGAAUAAUUUGGGACCAUGUGGGAGCAAACAUUUGACGGCGUACACUUGAAUGGCAUGGGCACAUCCGUCAAAUUUUGAUCUAACCCAAUCGGAAUUUCAACCCAUGUCUCGAAGAUGACCUUACCAAAUCGGAAAAAAUUGGGGCAUACUUGACUGUUUUGAUUUAUUUACAGUUUCACGUUAGCAUUUUCAAUUUAACGUCAUUAUUUUUUGUUGAAACCUACUAUAUUAUUAGUUAGUUUAAAAAAUUUAAUUCAACAUUUUUAAUUGUUGUCCAACAAUUAAUACAUUAGUCUAUUUUAAUAUAAUAAUAAUAUAAUAUUUUCUGCAAAAGCAAAAUUGUAUUUUAUUUUAAUAGAAAAAUCUAAUGAUAAGAAAAAAAAUUAUAAAAGCAAUUGACUUGUUGGGACAUUUCAAACCCGAAUUGAAUUGAUCCAAUUUGAAAAUUUCCCGACUGAAAGUGAUUCGAUUCAAAACCCCGUUUGAUCGUUUUGUUUUGACAGAUCUAGUCACUGGUACAAUUGAUAGAAUGGCUUCCUGGGGAUGUCAAUAAGCUUAGUCAAGUAAUGUGAUUCUUCCUCUGUUUCUAAAUGUGUUGUUAUGCCCAACAAAUCUGUUGAUGUAAAAAAUUUAAUGUAAAGUUAUGAACUCAAAUAUAUGCUUUUAUUCCAUGAAUUAGUAUUAUGUAAAAUGCUUUCAUUUUUAUAUACUCAGAAAAAUACGAUGGGUGAAACAAUCA
Amaranthus tricolor (Joseph's coat) is the source of this 2464-nucleotide messenger RNA. RefSeq lists its product as uncharacterized. The record is from RefSeq and is a predicted model, not a curated record. Lineage: Eukaryota; Viridiplantae; Streptophyta; Magnoliopsida; Caryophyllales; Amaranthaceae. The transcript has 12 exons. The coding region runs from base 205 to 1626 and encodes 473 amino acids.